AUGAAGGAAAUUGCCAAAGAUUUUGGGGUUUUUUUCAUUGGUUUGUUGGAAACCAAAAUCACUUCUUUUGAAAGAAAGGAAGUGGAUCUUCUUAUUGACACCGAAUGGAACUUCUAUUGUGUUCCGUCAGAAGGCUUAUCAGGAGGCAUUCUUGUGUUAUGGAAAGUCAAUGUAGCUUCAUUUCAAAUAUUAGAAUCCUCGUCACAAUUGAUUGUGGGGGACUUGGAGGUUCACAACAAAGGUACAAUGAGGAUUGCUUCAAUCUAUGGUAGCAAUGAUGUAUAUAGAAGGAGAUGGCUUUGGGAAAGGCUGGAAUUCUUUGCAGAUAAGGAACUUCCUAUUGUCAUAGGAGGUGAUUUCAAUUGCAUCCUUUCAAGUGAUGAUAAAAGGGGAGGGAAAAGAUUCCAACUUUCCCUUGAAUCCAAGGAAAUGAAGACCUUUCUUGCUAACAAUGACUUCCAUGAAGUUGGAUUUGUGGGUCCAAAAUUCACUUGGUGCAACAACAAGCAAGGAGCAGACCGAAUCCUUGAGAGACUGGAUAAAAUGUUUUAUAAAUUCAGCUGCUAUGACAGCCUCAAAUCACCUCUUUGUAAGGCACUUGGCACGUGUAGCUUCAGAUCACUGUCCGAUCAUCUUGAACCUUAUGGUACAUCAAGCUAG
Messenger RNA from Dendrobium catenatum, 660 nucleotides. RefSeq lists its product as uncharacterized. Lineage: Eukaryota; Viridiplantae; Streptophyta; Magnoliopsida; Asparagales; Orchidaceae. The coding region runs from base 1 to 660 and encodes 219 amino acids. Gene Ontology annotation, molecular function: catalytic activity. The record is from RefSeq and is a predicted model, not a curated record. The transcript has a single exon.